This is a messenger RNA of Pogona vitticeps (central bearded dragon), 3013 nucleotides long. NCBI's taxonomy places the organism in Eukaryota, Metazoa, Chordata, Lepidosauria, Squamata, Agamidae. The record is from RefSeq and is a predicted model, not a curated record.
ACAGCCUUAACAAAACAAAAAGGCAAAUCCAAUAUCCUCAAUAUUUGUCUGUGCAUUAAAUUCUUUCCCUGAUUAGAUUUAUAAGGUGACAUAUUUCUGUUGGUACUCGUGAUAAGAGGGAAGCAAGCUUUGAUUACACAGCGUGAAAGGAAAAAUAACAUGAAACUAGAAGGAGCAGGAAAGAUUAAUGGGAGCCGGACACUCAUGUGAGAGGCAAAGGGGCUCUUAAGCUGCCACACGUGAUGGUUGUUUGAAGUCAACUCAAAGUCAACAUUAAAAAAAAGAAAGAAAGAAUCAACAUUGUAGAAGCGAAACCAGCUUGCUUUGCCUCUUUUGCUUUGUUUUGCCUGCACCUGCCGCAUGCAUGAGCUGGACUUGAGCAGAAGGAAAGAGCAGUAGUAUAGUAGAAGCAGAAGAAGCCGCCGCCACUGCCUUUGAAACCUUGCCACUGAGACUAGUUGGGCAGGGAGAAUAGUGGCACCGGUGUCGUCGUGCGUGAGAUGUGUAUUCUUCAGGCGAUUUUCAAGGAACUUUGUGGCGAUGCUGAGCAGCUGAUCCCAUUGGGACCGACGUCUUUGCUACACGAGUCAGGGACAGCAGGAAGACAGCAAAUCAUCCAUACUAUCUAAAGAAGGAGGCGUUUGCUUGCAUAAUAAUUAAGGGGGAAGAGAACAAGCCUUUCGAAAAGCAUCCAUCAUGGACACAUGGUAGCCUUUUGGGAGAUGCUGUCAUGAUUUUUGUCCCCCGUUCGCGGAGAUAAAAAGGGAGUUAGCAAGAAGCGUCCAAGGCAAACCUUUGGGGGGGGUCAUUGUUCCGUUUUUCUGUUCAUCCUUGCUAUUUCUCUAAUGGAAUUUGUGCUCCCCUCCCUCCCCACUGGCUCCACCCGGUAUAGUUCCAGCUGAGAAGAAACACACGUCCUCACAAAUCUUGCCACAGAGACGCCCCCCACAAGCAACCUUUGAUGGAAGAUGUACCUUUCCAUUGACAUUCUUUUGUCAUGACGAAAGAAUGCCAUUGUCGCCACGCAACAGGAACUGAAAUCAAGGAGGACGAACAAGACGUAUGCAUUAGCAAAGGAAGGAUGAUAGCAAUUUUAUUCCCUGUAAAGAGCCAAGUUCUGCUAAGGUUGAGAAGAUCCGCAGCUUGAGAAGCUCAAGGGAGGAAACACUACUAAAAUAGUCGAAAAUAAGAAUGGUGGAUUACCGCGUGCAGUCUAGAAAGGGGCUGUAACACAUGCUUGGGGGUUGCAACUAUUCUUCACACCUGCAUGAUGCCCGAGGACAGGAAUACAGGGGUCCGUGCCUCAGGUGCCCUGGCAUCAUCCCCCUUCGUCCCCAAAACUACCUACAGGAGAAUUAAACGAUGUUUUAGCUUCCGCAAAGGGAUUUUUGGGCAAAAGCUGGAAGACACCAUCCGCUACGAGAAAAGAUAUGGAAACCAUCUGGCGCCCAUGUUGGUAGAACAAUGCGUGGAUUUUAUUCGGCUGCGCGGACUGAAGGAGGAAGGCCUUUUCCGACUCCCCGGCCAGGCGAACCUCGUCAAAGAAUUACAGGAUGCCUUCGAUUGUGGGGAGAAGCCAUUGUUCGACAGAAAUACAGACGUACACACAGUGGCCUCUCUUUUGAAAUUAUUUCUGAGGGAGCUCCCGGAGCCGGUCAUCCCAUACUCCAAAUAUGAGGAUUUUCUUGCCUGUGCCAAACUGCUGAGCAAAGAAGAGGAAACGGGGCUGAAUGAAUUGGUGAAACAAGUGAAGAGUUUGCCACUUGUCAACUUCAACCUGUUGAAGUACAUUUGCAGAUUCUUGGAUGAAGUCCAGUCCUAUUCCGGAGUAAACAAGAUGAGUGUACAAAAUCUGGCCACUGUGUUUGGCCCCAACAUCCUGCGUCCCAAAGUGGAAGACCCUCUGACCAUUAUGGAAGGAACUGUUGUUGUCCAGCAAUUGAUGUCCAUGAUGAUAAGUGAACACGAGCUACUAUUUCCAAAGGAUGGAGACCUCCAAGGUGGGCAAGAGGUUUGCAAUAAUAACAAUGAGAUCCAAAAGAAAGUGAUAAUAGGUCAGCUCCAGAACAAAGAGAACAACAAUACCAAGGAGUUAUCACCAGUGCGACGCUGCUCUUGGGAGAAACCUGAAUCUCCUCAAAGAACCAUCGUGGACAAUGGGUCUCCUACUGCCCAACCUGGAAGCAAGUCAAACAGCCCGAGAAACAGCAUUCAUAAACUGGAUAUCACCAGAAGCCCGCCCCUCUUGGUGAAAAAGAACCCCGCAUUUAAUAAAGGCAGUGGCAUAGUCACCAAUGGGUCCUUCAGCAGUUCUGUAGAAGGUCAGGAGAAAACAUCGCCAGCUUUGCCGAAUGGUACCUUGCAAACUAGAAGAACGUCUUCCCUGAAAGGGCCUGUAACUAAAAUGGGCACACAUAGCGUGCAGAAUGGCGGUGUACGAAUGGGUAUUUCCAGUGCUGAUGCUCAUAGCAACUCUCUGAACAGCCGUAACCAGAGUUGGAUGCCCAACGGGUAUGUGACAUUGAGGGACAACAAGCCGAAGGAGUCCAUGAGUGACUCAGGGCAACACAACAGACUCUCCACCUACGACAAUGUUCACCAACAAUUCUCCAUGGUGAACGCUGAAGAUAAGCAGAGUGUUGAUAGUGCAACUUGGUCCACCUCCUCCUGUGAAAUCUCUCUCCCUGAGCACUCCAACUCCUGCCGUUCUUCUACUACUACCUGCCCUGAGCAAGACUUUUAUGGGGCCACUUUUGAAGACCCUGUGCUAGAUGAGCCCCAACACGAAGACCUCUCCAACCCAGGAGAUUAUGAGAACAAAGGCGACCGACGAAGUGUGGGGGGCCGCAGCAGCCGAGCUACCAGCAGCAGCGACAACAGUGAGACGUUUGUUGUCAACAACACAAGCAACCACAGUGCUUUGCACAGCCUCGUGUCAAGCUUAAAGCAGGAAAUGGCAAAACAAAAGCUAGAGUAUGAAACGAGGAUAAAAAGGUAAGCUGCCAGGCUAGGC